Messenger RNA from Aphidius gifuensis, 4654 nucleotides. RefSeq names its product follistatin-related protein 5-like (gene Fstl5). The record is from RefSeq and is a predicted model, not a curated record. The coding region runs from base 59 to 2716 and encodes 885 amino acids. Gene Ontology annotation, biological process: regulation of BMP signaling pathway; cell differentiation; multicellular organism development. Gene Ontology annotation, molecular function: calcium ion binding; protein binding. The transcript is spliced from 18 exons. NCBI's taxonomy places the organism in Eukaryota, Metazoa, Arthropoda, Insecta, Hymenoptera, Braconidae.
GGCAGAGCACACUCAGAGAAUAAUAUUCAUCAUCAAGCUCAUCCUGUCAAGCAUCAAGAUGACUGACAAAUUGGGAAAAACUUGUUUAUUUUUAUUUACAAUUUUCACUGUAACAACAGCAAGUUAUAUCAAGCAUUCAAGACAUCAUCGGGAUUUUACAGGUGGAACGAAUGAAAUAACAGUAAUAACAACAACAAUUGGAAGUAUAGUUGAUUAUACGCACAAUGAUGUAAAUGAAUCAACAUCAGUAUUGUCAAUUGAACAGACUAUCAAACGAAAUCCUUGUUUAGACAAAUAUUGUGGAGCCGGAAGAAGAUGCAAAUUAUCACCUGAUAACAGUGUUGCACUUUGUGUUUGCAUUAAAAAAUGUGGAAUGAGACAUCGAGCUGUUUGUGGCAGUGAUGGUAAUGUCUAUGCGAAUCAUUGUGAACUGCACAGGGCUGCUUGUAACAAGGGAAUACCAUUAACUGUUAGCAGAUUAAUGAGAUGUCUUCAUCAAGAUGAACACGGAGAAACACCAAAGGUACUGCCAGUUGGUGAAGCAACAUCACCAACUUUUAGUUCAAAAAAUCAAUAUGACAAAGAUGAUGAUAAAAGUAACAUGAUUGACAGUGAAACUUAUGAUCUAGAAGAUUGUUCUGCUCAAGAGUACGAAAUUAUGAAGGACAAUCUAUUGUUAUACAAUCAUGCUCGAUUGAUGACUCAGGAUAAUCAUAGCAAAGAAUAUCUUGUUAGCAUUAUGUUUUCACAUUAUGAUCAGAACAACAAUGGAAAUCUUGAACGUGAAGAACUUGAACAGAUUGCAGAACGAGAAGACUUGGAACAAUUAAGCAAAGGCUGCUCUCUCGGACACAUGAUAAGUUACGACGAUGCUGACAAAGACGGACGUCUCAACAUCAAUGAAUUUUACAUGGCAUUUAGCAAACUCUACAGUGUAUCAGUCGUUUCGCUCGAUAAAUCACUUGAAAUAAAUCACAUUUCUGCUCGUGUUGGUGACAAUGUUGAGAUUAAAUGUGAUGUAACUGGUACACCAUUACCUCCAAUCGUCUGGCGACGUAAUGAUGCUGAUCUCGAGGCACUUGGUGAACCAGAUGUUCGUGUAUUUAAUGAUGGAAGUUUGUAUCUCACUAGGGUACAAUUAAUUCAUGCUGGCAAUUAUACUUGUCAUGCAUUGAGAAAUAAAGAUGUUGUUCAAACCCACAUGCUAACCAUUCACACAAUACCAGAAGUCAGAGUUACACCAAGAUUACAAUCAAAACGUCCACGUGAAGAAGCAACAAUGUCAUGCAAUGUUGUUGGUGAACCACUGCCACAUGUUGAAUGGUUAAAAAAUGAUGAACCACUGAUGAACCAUGAAAUAGACAAAUAUGUUAUAAUUGGUAAUGGAACAAAAUUAAUUAUAAAAAAUAUUGGUUAUGCUGAUACUGGUGCAUACAUGUGUCAAGCGACAAGUAUCGGUGGUCUAACAAGAGAUAUUAGUAGUCUCGUUAUACAAGAACAACCAACACCAACAGCAGCUAAUGAGGAAAGAAGAUUUUUUUCAUUUCAUGAAUGGGGUAUAUCUGUUUAUGAACCAUCAACAUGUCGUUUAUAUCAUCAAAUUGGAUCAACCGACAUUAUACCAGGAACACAGGAAUAUGUUUGUGGUGAGAAGGGAAUAUCUUGCAGCUGGGGUCGUGCAAUUAAUGUUGCAAAUCGUUAUGUCUAUGUAACACAGCCAGAAAAAGACAGAGUAUUGGUUAUCAGUAAAAUUCAGAUGGUCGUUGUUGACGUUGUCACAACAGAUAAAUAUCCAGUUGAAUUACAAUACGUACCAGCAUUGGAUCAAGUAUGGGUAUUAAAUUGGCGUUCAGAACGUGAUAUUGGUAUUAAGACAAUACAAGUUAUAAGGGAUGCUGCACAGAAACGGAAACAUCAUACAGUACAUCCAGAACCAAUUGAUGGACAGUUUGAUCUUGUUCGUGGUUUAUACAUUCCACAUUCACAGGAUAUUGGACAGAUGUUCAAAUACGGAUAUGUCACUCAUACCAAUCAACGAGGAAUGUAUAAACUUGAUUUAGCGAAUAUGAGAUAUACAAGAAGUGCUGAUCUUGCACCUUAUAAUUGUGUACCAAUUAAUAUACAAUUUCCUGCUUUAUAUAGUUUUGUUAUUCUCGAGUGUGAAGAACCAGUAACUGGAAAACCAUCAGGUCAAUUAUUGUUAGAUUAUUUAACUGACACUGUGCUAUCACACAAACCUGAACUAAUUGGACGACCAAUGGUAUCACCAGAUUCACGUCAUGUUGUAACAUUAGAUAAACAACAGUCUGGUGUUACACUUGUCGUACAAGAAAUAUUACCAAAUGGACUUAAAUUUUCAUUUGAUGUUAAAACCACAUUGAACAUAAGUGACAUGACAUUUUAUCCAUCACAAACAACUCAUGGAUAUGAUCUUUAUGCAUCAUCAACAGACAAAGAUGAUAUUUUAUUUCUUAAUUUAUCUACCGGAAAAGUUGAAAUGAUAACAGGAGUUGGAAAAGCAAUGCCAGUUAAUUUAACAAAAUGGAAAAAUCCAAAUCGACCAAUUGUACAAAGUGGAAUAUUUGGUAGAUAUAUGGUAAGUCCAUCGACAGAAGCACUAUUUGUAUUAAAUGGCGAAACACGAACAGUUAAUUGUGAAAUUGGUGGUUUGGUACAUCCUGGUGCAAUUGUAUGGUUCACAGUGACACUUCAUUGAAUAAUUUUUUUUAAAAAAAAACAGUAAAAGUUUUCGAAACAAUUUUGUAAAAAUUACUAAUUUCUCUGAUACAAUAAAACAUUUAAAAUAUCAAAUAAAUUGAAAAAAUUAUAAAUAAAAAAAUUAUAUUAUAUAUUUAAUUUGUGGAAAAAUUGAUAAACAAUAAUUAUAUCUAUGAUAAACUUUUACGAGAAUAAAUAAAUAAUAAAAAAAAAAAUUAUUUUAAAUAACAAAGUGCCCUCGUAAUGUCUUUUCAAAAAAAUAAAUAAAAUAAAAUAAAAUAACUAUUAGAAUUAUUAAUUAAUGUGAAAAAAAAAUGAUUAUUAUUAUUCAUAGAGAAAUUUGACACAAUAAAACAAAUUAAAUUAACGAGGAUGUGUUUUUUUUUUCACUUGGAAAAAAAAAAAUUAUAAAAAUAUAUGAAUAAAAUCAUUCAUGAUUGUUGAACAUUUGUUCGUAAAAUAUCAUUCUCAUAUUAAUUGUAAAGACUCACAGUUAACAAUAAUUAGUGAUAUGUUAAUAAUAAUACAUAAUAUUAAUGAUAAAAAAAAAAUAUUGUUACGUAAUAUUGUAAAGUGUGUGAAAGUAGAAUUUUUUAUAAAAAAGAUUUACCAAAAAAAAAGCUAUUGAAAAAAAAAAUUCUCCCAUACAAAAUUUUGUUUAAAUAAUCAAUCAUACCACAAAUCAUAAAAAUAACAUGAAUAAUUUCUCAAAAUAUUAUUAAUAAAUAAUAAAAAUUCUGUAAAAUUAGAUUUAAAAAAUUAUAAUAAAAAUGAAGAUAUUAAAAAUAUUUAUAUUUAUAACGGAAAAAUGGAUACCGGUAUGAUAUCGAUUUAAUUAUAAAUAAAUUGUAUAAGAAUUGGAAAAACAAAAUUGUGAGAUUGUCUAUUAUCCUCCUCGUAAUUUCAAUUGUUUAUUAUUUUUUCAAUAAAAAUUUAUGUUCCAAAGAUAGUUUAAUUUAGUUUUAAAUUUUUAAUGAGAGUUUGAACACAAUUUAAUUUUUUUAAUUAUGUCUAUAGAGUUGAUAAAAUUUCUCAACUAGAUUUAUCAAAUAUUUAUGCAUACUUUGUCAAAAUUUAAUGACGACUGCUUGUUCUGCUAGUUUAAAAAGCAUUUUUUGUUGAAAUUUAUAAAACUUAGCACGUGUGUAAAAUGAUGAGCAUAAAAAAGAAAAAUGAUUUUAAAUUUUUCAUAUAUACUUAUAUCCUUGAGUCUUAACAAUAUUCAUAAAAAUCUUAACUUAAAAAGAAAAAAUAGUUAUUUUAUCUUCUAGUUUAUAAACAAUCUAAUAUUAAUAUUUUUUAAGCAACCCAGUAUUAUGCAUUACCCAAAUUUAUUAUCAAAAUUCCUCACUAAUAAAAUUCUACAUUCGCAUGCGUUCGAACUCUCGUGAAAUUAAAAAAAAAUAUUAUAAAUAAAGCAAAACUAUUCAAGUAUCUAAAAAAAAAAAUUUUAUAAAAUUGUAAAUAAAUUAUUGGUUAAUUAGCGAUGAAAUAAAAAAUAUAAAUAUGCAUUAUGGACCCGCUGUAUUGAAGACAGCAAAAUAUUAUUAAUAUUUUAAAUGUCACAAAUAUAAUUUUAUUGAAAUUGAAAAAAAGAAAAAAAAUUCUGUUGCUUGAUAAAAAUUUAAACAAUUUGUAAAACAUUUUAAUCAUAAUUAGCACAUAAUGACACAACAAUAAUUAUUGUAUAUUUGUGUGAAUGUGUGUUUGUUAAUAUAACUCAUUGUAACAAUGAAAAAGACAACAUAAAUUAUUUAAUAAAAAUUAUUAAGUAAAAUUGUUAAAUAUUUAUUUCUAUAAAUAACGAUUCAUUUUUAAACUUUUUUUUUUUUCUAAUAAAUUACGUUUAUUUACUUUUGUCUUUCACAAUCAAUUUUAAUUUUUUUUUUUUGUUUUUUUUUCAUACACUGUACACCCCUUUCCCCUUAUAAGAAAA